Sipha flava (yellow sugarcane aphid) is the source of this 1010-nucleotide messenger RNA. RefSeq lists its product as uncharacterized. NCBI's taxonomy places the organism in Eukaryota, Metazoa, Arthropoda, Insecta, Hemiptera, Aphididae. The transcript is spliced from 4 exons. Bases 197 to 991 code for a protein of 264 amino acids. The record is from RefSeq and is a predicted model, not a curated record.
CCAGAAGUACUCUCUCGUGGGCCGUAGAUUAGUAACAUCUAUUAAUGAUGAAGAAGUUGAUAUUACAAAUAAAGUAAUAGGCUGGUUAAAUGAUACACCUUCAGUGAGACCUGAAUAUGAGAACUAUGAUUUAACAUUAGAAACCACAAAUCAAAACGAAUCAAAUGGAUCUACACAUUUCAUUGAACUAGUUCCUAUGGAAAUUACCGAUUCUAGUGAAACUGAAGAUUUUGAUGAUAGCGUGAAAGACAAGGAUUGGAAAGAAGAGGAAAGCUCAGAAAUAUCAUCAGAAAGUUCUGAUGAACAAGGUACCAUAAAUGAAAUUAUCAAUGAAGUCUGUGAAUCAGCUAUAAUAUCAUUUCACAUUGAAACACAAGAGAAUAUUAUUCCAAUUAAUAAAAACAGUAAAAAGAGAUUAAAAAAUAUAAAACAGUGGAGUAGGAAUGUGAAAAAAACUAAACUAAAUUUAGGCGAGGCUUAUAUAAAUAAUAGUGGAAAACAAGUUAAUCAAAAGCAGUUAUUAUCCCCUUGUGAUGCUGAUAAAUGCAAAUUUAAAUGUGCCACACUAUUCACACUAGCUGAGCGUUCAAAUGUAUUAAAUAUGUUCUGGAAAAUGGGAGAUAUAACUUCAAGGAGGGCUUUCAUCAUUAAGUAUACUUCACUAGUGACACCUAAGUAUAAAUAUAUUAAAGAAGUAAGUAAAAGGCUAUCAAACAAUGCAUUUUUCCUUCCAUUAGAUGAUGUUAGUAAAAGGGUAUGCAAAAAAAUGUUUAUGGCCACAUUAUGUAUAAGUGAUAAAUUCAUAAGAACUACUAUAAAAAAAUCAGGUGGUAGCAAUUUUACACUAAAUGACCUAAGAGGGAAACAUGAUAAUCAUAGAUCAUUAGAUCUUGAACUUGUAGCUGGAAUACAAAAUCAUAUUAAUAGUUUUCCUCGAAUUGAAUCCCAUUACUUACGAAAUCAAACUUCUAGAGAGUUUAUAGAUGGUUAAUUGACUCUAUCAAGUAUGC